GACUCACAGAAACUGAUGUGUAGGUGCCUUAAACGCGCACGAGCUUAAUCCUUGUGCUGCACAACCUCUGGGUACAAGCUUCCAACUCUGUACCCUGUAAUAAGUGGUUUAACUGCUUUGCUAUUUCCCCCAAACUUGGGUGGAUUGAUAUCAAGUAUUUUAUUCUAAACCCUUCUUUAGAAUAAAGCACCUGCUUACUCCUAUGCCCCUGUCUUUUUUCCAUAUUAGUCUAAAGAGCGUUGUCAGCCUUUUUAAUGUGUGGUUUAUUUUUCUUGUGUGUAGCACACAUGAACACACCCUUCCUCCUCACACACUGAUCUUGGCUGCUGGAAAACCCAGUCAGUAUCCUGAAUGCCUUCAAUAUAGGACUUCCCAGCAAUGCUGGAAUUGCUGUGCUUCCUUUAAGAAUCGGAUUUAAAAGAAAAGUCUUCUGUCAGAAUUAAUUUACCAGUCUACAGCCAAAAUCCAGGCGCUGACCUAUGCAGUUUCACUUCAAGUUUACUCAUUGAAAGUGUAGCCUCACGGAACUAGCAUUCCAUGGCUGGAGCAGCUCAGAGGAAUUUUGUCUCAUCCUGCUAUGGAGUUCCACGACCCGGCUGCUGCUCGUGGCCCUUCCCCUGACUGAAGACCUGGGCCAGACCUGUUGCUUUAAUCUUCCCAAAACCUGGUUUAUUCAGGCUUUGAACGUUCCCUGACAGCUGAAUCUGCUCAGAUUUUUCUAAACCAGAGGCCGUUCAGAUGCAUCUCAACAACCAAGCCCGCUCCCCCGAGAGCCGCCCAGUACACAAGACCGUCAGGCCGCGUCAGGCCUGCUGGCACCGGCGGGUCCGCCCCGUGGCGAGGGCCGCAGCAGCCCGAACCCACGCACCGCGGGCGGCCGAAACGCGGAACGCGGAACGCGGCUGCUGUCCCGGGCGACGGGCGGGGCGACUUCCGCGGGGCCCGGCGCGGCUUCCGGGAAAGGCAGGAGCGGCGACUCCGGGUGCGGCGCUCGGUUCUGGUCAGCUGCCGCCAUGGCCCGCAAGCUGCACCGGCCCAUCGCCGCCAUGGCCAAGAAGAUCCGCGAGUACCGGGCGCUGAAGGAUCGGCCGCGGGACUCUCAGCGCUUCGCCGUGGACUACGAGACCAUGCGGCGGCCGCUGACGCAGAAACGGCUGCCGGUGCGGGCCUGGGAGGACGUGCGGAACGAGAACCGGCUGUUUGCGCUGCUCUGCCGCUUGCCGCGGUUCGGCGUGGGCCGCACCGUCACCCGCAAAUCCUGGCUGUGGGCGCACGACGAGCCCUGUUACUGGGUCAUCACCAAGGUGAAGGCGGACUACAUGGCCGAGAAUAUGGACCAUGGAAGAGCCUGGGGCUACCUGACCUUCAAAGGCAAAACUGAAGAGAAAGUGAGGGAGAUUGACAAAGCCAUGUACCAUGACUGGCGUAUGGUGCCCAAACACGAGGAGAAGGCCUUCAAGACAUUCACCCCAGUGCCUGAGGAGUCCGUUCACUUCCUGCCAUACCCACCACUGCUCCGAGCCAUGAUCCUUGCACAGUGGCAGAAGGAGGGAAGACCCAUCAUGGAAGAGCCAAUAAUUGAUCUAGAGAAGGUCUUGGCCUCUCCCCAAGAGCGGGCAAAGAAAAAAGCUACAGGGACACCACUAUAAAGACUUGUUCAGUAUCCGAGUAUCCCACAUGCUCUCACUGCCUGUUAGAAGCUCAGUGCACAGGGGGUCUUACAGAGUCCCUCUGUGCCCAUUGUGGUAGGAUGUUUCCAGCUUUCUCUUCAGCUCUGCAAGUCACCUAGUCCGAAAGGGAAGAUGCACAUACAUUCAGACUCUUCUUCCAUCACUUUGGUUUCAGUCACAGAGGAGUCUUCUUGGUUCCCUGGAUAGUCUCUAAAUACACAGCUCCAGUCAGCCAGUUGCAGUUCUUUGGAGCAUAACAUUUUUUACACAACUUAGGUUCUGCAUGAAUCACAGAAAAAUGACUGCAAACAUCAAAGUAUUUCAUAGAGCUGUGAAAAAAUGUAUCUGCAAAUGGAAAUAAAUAUUUUCUUAAUUCUGCA
Messenger RNA from Oenanthe melanoleuca, 2050 nucleotides. It is a transcript of the gene MRPS34, whose product is annotated as mitochondrial ribosomal protein S34. The transcript has 3 exons. Gene Ontology annotation, biological process: mitochondrial translation. NCBI's taxonomy places the organism in Eukaryota, Metazoa, Chordata, Aves, Passeriformes, Muscicapidae. The coding region runs from base 1014 to 1649 and encodes 211 amino acids. Gene Ontology annotation, molecular function: structural constituent of ribosome. The record is from RefSeq and is a predicted model, not a curated record. Gene Ontology annotation, cellular component: mitochondrion; mitochondrial small ribosomal subunit.